Paramacrobiotus metropolitanus is the source of this 1185-nucleotide messenger RNA. RefSeq lists its product as uncharacterized. NCBI's taxonomy places the organism in Eukaryota, Metazoa, Tardigrada, Eutardigrada, Parachela, Macrobiotidae. Gene Ontology annotation, biological process: translation. Gene Ontology annotation, cellular component: small ribosomal subunit; ribosome. The coding region runs from base 218 to 856 and encodes 212 amino acids. Gene Ontology annotation, molecular function: structural constituent of ribosome. The record is from RefSeq and is a predicted model, not a curated record. The transcript has 2 exons.
CUGUACUUUUGAAGUCAUUAUUUUCGGUUUCAUAAUUACUUUGUCUCAUUUUCACUUUAAUUAGAAGAUUGUUGCUGUCAGUUUUUUUUAUCAUAUCGUGUUGCUCUUCUUCGCUGCAGAUCUUGUAGACAAACUAGUGAAACAACGAUUCUUCAGCAUAGGUAGCUGCCUUCCAGGAUUUCGUUAACUGGAUGAGAUCUUGAGGAACCCAGCAACCAUGUUAGGCAUAGCGGGACGAUGCAUGCGCGCUUGCCAAUCCGCAGUGAAGUCCCUCUUUCAUCCCGCGACCCCUCUCAAGGCUCUGCCUGGAUCCUUCGUUCCGACGCGCAACAUCGAGCUGAUGACGGCAGCCGAUCAGAUCCCGUUCUGGCGGCAUUCCAAGCCGUACAAGUUCAUGAAGUUCAAGCCCUUCCGUCUUCCGGAUAAUCGGCCCGUCGAGUACGUGGAUGAUCCAUUCUGCCCGCCUUCGCAUCCGCAGUUCAAGCAACUUCACGAUAUGCGGAUACAGGAUUACCGACGCCUCUACAAAGGCCACAUCCAGCUGCCCAUCCCCAAGCAGAAGCGCAAAUGGUGGCUGGCCGGCCGGCCGUGCGCCAAGGCCGUGGUGAUUAAGACGCUGAUCAAGAAGCCGAAGAAGCCCAACUCCGCCAACCGGCGGUGUGUCCGCGUGCGGCUCAGCGUCACCGGCAAGGAGCGCAUCGCCCAUGUCCCGGGUGAAGGGCACAAUCUGCAGGAGCACAGUAUCGUCAUGGUGCGCAAUGGGCGCUGUCAGGACCUGAUCGGAGUGCGGCUGAAAGUGGUGCGCGGGAAGUACGAUUGCGCGCCCGUCAAGAAGAAGACCACCGGUGAACGAUGAGAAAGCGGCGCGUUUUAUGUUUACCUCCGUUUAUUGUGUACGGUACCCGUUGGAAUUGUUUCCGCAUUGUAGAUCCAUCUGAACGGCAGCAAGUUAUGUUCAACCCGAAUUUUUUCAGCUGAUUGUGACGUGCUUCUCAUCCACUAAUGGUUGUGGAGUGUGCAAUGUGCAUGCUGUCGGUGUUCGUGUUGUGUGGCUUUCCCGCUGUCUCGGGUGUGAACGCGACGUCGUAUUUCGACUUUCUUGAUGUACAGAUGGAUUUCUUAAUGAAUUAUAACGCCUGUAUGGUGACUGGGUCCGCAGAUCAUUAAAUGGUGUUUGUUGGUUGA